CCAGGCGAUCAAUACAGUGGCGGCGACGUCAAGAACCCGUUCCAGGAGCGCGUCGUGCCCAACUUCACCGCGCAAGAAAUCGCGACACUACAGAGCCGGCUGAACAAGCAACUCGGCCCGGAGUUCAUCUCACAAAGACCUGGCCAAGGUGGCGGCCGAGUCGCAUAUCUCGAGGGGAACAAGGCCAUAGCACUUGCAAACGAGGUGUUUGGAUUCAAUGGCUGGUCGAGCUCCCUGGGGCAGGUGCAGAUUGACUACGUCGACGAGCAUCAGAAUGGCAAGGUCAGCCUUGGUCUAUCGAUUGUUGUGAGAAUCACAUUGAAGGACGGCACCUACCAUGAGGAUAUCGGUUAUGGGUCAAUAGAGAACGGCAAAGGCAAAGCGGCAUCGUUUGAGAAGGCGAAGAAAGAGGCCGCAACAGAUGGCUUGAAGCGUUCGUUACGCACAUUCGGCAACGUACUCGGGAAUUGUCUGUACGACAAGGAAUACCUCAAGAAGGUCCAGUCUAUGAAGGUCAAGCCGAUCAGGUUCGAAGAAGGCAACCUCCACCGACACCGGGACUUCGCACCGCCGCCGCAAGAACAGCAGGACACUGUCAAGCCAGAGACACACAAGACGCCUAGCAGGCCCAAUCAGAUUCUGAGGACACGAACCGAGCACCUCACACACUCGACUACUACGGAGUCAGCCGACUUUGAUGAUGAGUUUGACGGCAACCUCUUUGAUGGUGUAGAAGUCUCUGAAGAUCAUGGCGAGACCACACUCGAUUCGGCGUCUUCAGAUACAGUAGGACCACGAGCAAUCGAGGCACCGAGGUCAGGAAAUGGCACAAACGGCACGAAUUCGGACCGCAAUACGCCUGGUCCUAACAACGGUAAUCUACAGCCCCAGAGACAGUCGGCGCCGGUGGGGCGUGGACACGGAUUCUCACAGCAGUCUCAGCCAAAUCAAGGACCCGCCCGAGCGCAACCUAAUGGACCAAAUCAACGUGGCCCACAAACACCUCAGCAGCCUCGUCCAGACCAGGCACGACGCAUGCCACCACCAACAGGUGAAAUCCACAAGGCACCUGCGCCUCAGCAACAGAACGGACAACAGCGCCAACAGCAACCGCUCAGACCGACACCACCGCAAGCUCAGCAAGCUAAUCAGCCGCGGCCUGCGCCCCAAGGGCCCGGAAAUGCAGCGCCGCAUAGCAAUGGUCCCAACCCUAACGUUCCAGCACAAGUAGGGUUUGCCUCGGCUCGUGCAGCCGAACAGGUACAAAGCGCCAACUCUAGCAUGGCCCUCAACUCUGUUGCUUUCAACCCGCACGCCGAGUCUCCCGUUCCGAAAGACAAGCGCACACCCGGCCUCGACCACACCCGGAGCGUGCCUGUGAAACGUAAAGACGACGGCAACGCAGCUGCAGCUCAAGCACAAGGCGCAGGCCGCGCAGCAAACGGCGGCGCAGCAGGGUUCAACCGCGCGAGCAACUUUGUCAAGCCGCAGCAGGAUGCAAACCGACGGAUCGGUAUGCCGGCCGGAGGCCCGAGCUACGCCAUGAGUCCUAGUGCGAAUCGCGGCGCGUACAAGCCUCUCUCGAUCAACCAUCCGGCGGCCAACGCGCUGAAGCGGGAACGAGGCGCUCUGCAGGAUGUGACGAACGCGGGACCGAACGGUGCCGCUGCAGAGGGCGGCGAUGCGAAGAGGCAAAGGGUGGUGGAGGUGCCAGGGGUGGAGAACGCGGGCGUCACUUCGACCUAG
Molecule: messenger RNA, 1746 nt
Organism: Didymella exigua CBS 183.55
Lineage: Eukaryota; Fungi; Ascomycota; Dothideomycetes; Pleosporales; Didymellaceae
Exons: 3
Biological process (GO): mitotic recombination; DNA recombinase assembly; double-strand break repair via homologous recombination
Cellular component (GO): nucleus
Source: RefSeq, a predicted model, not a curated record